Molecule: messenger RNA, 714 nt
Organism: Penicillium manginii
Lineage: Eukaryota; Fungi; Ascomycota; Eurotiomycetes; Eurotiales; Aspergillaceae
Exons: 2
Source: RefSeq, a predicted model, not a curated record
AUGUCGCAGCUCUCCGAUGUCUACGCAUCAUCUAGCUUCGAUGGGGUGCAAUUAGACACGCUACAAUACCUUGUUCCUAACGAUUCCCUAUCCCAACGCGAAAGCCAGAGUCAACUACUAUCCGAAAGUCAGUUUGGAUCAGUUCCAGACCUUCCAGACCUUCCAACCCAUCGAUCGCGCGUGGCACCUCAGGCCCCAGACACUCUUACACGAAUCAAACCAGACCGUAUCAACGAGUACGUUGUCUUUACAACUACAAUGACCGCAGAAUUUAUUCAGUGGUGGCUUGAAACCGACUUUGGUAAGAAGAAGCGGAUCAACUGGGAUGUGAACCGUCGUGCAGAGUGCUGGAAAGGGUUUCAACAAGUUGCAAAUACCAAAGAUGGGAAGCCAGGCGUUAUAUGCAAACGGUGCCGUACAAUUCUUGAGCACCCAACUACCAACCAUACUGGAACCUCAUUGAUGCAGAAACAUCUCGAUGGGCUAAGGUGCCGACAGCGAAUACCGAAGAAGGGUAAUAUCCAGCAACUACUUAGUGACGCGGCUGAGAGAAGACCAGCGCCUACCUUUACCCAGCAAAUAUGGGAGCAGAAGAUCCUAAACCUGAUCACUGUAUCGCAUUUACCCUUCCUAUUUGUCGAACAUCAAGAAUUCCACGACCUCCUUUCCUACACACGGCUAGCACCCACACUACCAAGUGUUCCAUCAAGAAAG